CCUGAUUAAGCCUAAUUAUUAGAACGUUGAUAUGUCGAAAAUUAACCGCGACGGCACGCCAAAUCUCAAACUUCCGUUAAUAGAUAACAAAAAUCCAGGGAAAUAUACAUUUCUGCUAGUCUUCUCUAAAUUUUAAAUCGAUCUUUAUGAUUUUCAUUUGUUGAACUAUAUGAUCUUUGUUCAUUUGGAAUAUUUAUUUCAUCCCUAUAUUAUUAUUUUGUAAUAGGCUUCAUUGCGAGAUUGCUAGGGCUUUUUACCUCAUUUUCGUAAUUCUAUGUGAAACGGUGUUUGUUUGGAUCUAAAUUUGUAUUUUUAAUUAAAAAAUCUGCACAUUUUUGGGAAAAUGGCAUCGAAUUUCGAUAGAUGGGAAAAAGAUCCCUUUUUCUCUGCUGCUGAAGAGGUCCAGGAAUCGACCGACAGGAUGGAAUCGACUUAUAGAACUUGGAUUCAUGCAAGGAAGGACACCUCUGGGGCUUGGAAUGCAGUUGAACUCCGAAGAGAUCUCCAAACAUCUCUUGGCACUGCUAAAUGGCAGUUGGAGCAAUUUGAGCGAGCUGUUAGGUCGAGUUAUACUAAUUCAAAUUCAGCUAACGAUGCAAAAGAUAGGCAUCGAGAUUUUGUAAUUGCGAUAGAGAGUCAAUUGUCAAAGGUUGAAAGUUUUUUAAAAGAAACAGCAGUCUCUCAGGGCAAACCGCCAUUGCCCUGGCUGCGAUUAGAUGAAGGAGAACACGAAGAGCUUGCUCUGUUUCUUUCAGGACCAUCUUCAGCUUUCACAGAUAAAAUCUCCCAAAAGGUUCAUGGUGGGGGCCAAGUAUCAGAAAACUCAGAAGGGACAGGUAAACAGUCAAUGCCAGAGUGCAUGAGUUCGUCUCACUUGGUGGCAUUGGGUCAGGUGGAGUCUAAGGAAGAGAAGUUACAGCAACAUCGGAGGACAGCUAGUGCUGGUGCUGACAUUGGUUCCUGGAAGAUUGCAGUUGCUGAUGAUUCUUUACCUCAUAGUUCAUCCAAUCCAAAACCUGAUCUGCUGCCUAGAAAGAUACCCAGUUUUUCAGGAUUUUUAAAUACCAUGGAGUCCUCUAUGUCUCAUUUGAAGUGGUCAAAGAAUGGCUACAGGAAGUUAAAGAUUUCAGACUGCCAUGAAGAAGCUGAUACCAUGUUACCUCGUUCUCAAAAUUUGACCAAAAAUAUCAACGCAGUAUGUGAAAGGAAUAAAAGUUGCCUUGAUGGAUGUGAUGAUUAUGAGAAGCAACUGUAUGGUUGGUAUGGUACCAUCCAGAGACUAUUUCGGAGGUCCCAAUAUCAUAUGCAGUACAGUCGACCUGUUCAAAUUAUUUUCUCAAUUAUUCUCCUCCUCUGCUUGAUUGUUUUAUUGGCACUGCGUGCAGUCUGAGGAGGAGCUAAUAACUUUUUCAUUCUUAUUGAUCAAUUAAUAAGGGAUGAAAACGUUAAAGAGGUUUGGGGUUAUCCUGUAUGGCAUCACGUGACAUAGGUAUGUAUUGUGUUCUAUCUUUUAGCAAUAUUUUGCUCGUAAAUAAAUUUUGUACUCAGAAUUGAGUAGUAACUUUUCCAGGUACACCAUGUACCACCUCCCUCAUCUCGUCUCUUCAUUGUGAAUCAGUUUUGUUUGUCUCAGUUAUGUUGUACUAGGUAGGAUUUUCGGGAAUAGUAUGUCGGAUUUUCGGGAAUAGGAGAUUACCUCUAUUCAGGUUUGAAUUCGAUAGAGAAGUCUGAAACUUGAUUAAUUCCACUUACCAGAUGAUGUUUUACACUUUUCCAGCUGCAGUUUCUUCGUGUUGUUGUACUGUCGAUUGAUGGAAUGUACUGGAAGUUCAAAAAAUAAUAGUCCUUAUGUUUAUUGUCGAUUCUUGUUUGUAUUAAUGGUCAAUUUCCUUGUACUCUUGGA
This is a messenger RNA of Olea europaea var. sylvestris, 1903 nucleotides long. RefSeq lists its product as uncharacterized. Gene Ontology annotation, cellular component: membrane. The transcript has 5 exons. Lineage: Eukaryota; Viridiplantae; Streptophyta; Magnoliopsida; Lamiales; Oleaceae. Gene Ontology annotation, biological process: Golgi vesicle transport. The coding region runs from base 344 to 1390 and encodes 348 amino acids. The record is from RefSeq and is a predicted model, not a curated record.